CUGGUGGUGUUGAACAGCGAGGGCCAUGAUUAUCAGCUGGAAGUUCCCACAGGAACAACAGUGGAGAGGAUAAAAACCAUGGCCAUUGGACACUUCUUCAAUCCCUUAGAACUGGAAGGAAUCAGUGUAACAGAUGACAAAGGGGAUACUUCUAAAACGGGUAACAAAAGCAGGACCUACCGCUUGGUGCUGGUGAGGGAAGGUCGACCACUGUUGGAUGUUAACUCUCUCCAGCUUGAACAGCUUAUAGAUAAUGAUGAGUUGCUCUUGGUUGAUGGCCGUGAAGCUCCACCUAUCAGGGAGCCAGCACCAGAAGAGAUGACUAUCCCUACAAUGAGAGAGAUUGCUGAAGCCACAGUAAACCUCGCAAAACGCAACCACAACCGCGACCCAGAUCCAAUGAAUCAUUCGACUGAUAAAUGUUAUGGAGGCAAUGGAAUGGCUUCUAGAACAGGGCAACAGAAGCAGUAGUGCACCUGGCAGUGAUGAAGUUGAUGCUGGAAGCAACAGGAUGGCCACAGAACAAACAGCAGCACAUGCCGCAGUUUCUUCAGCUUCCAAGGAUAUGUCUGAGGACCCAGCGAAUAGGAUAUUGAACACCUUCUUGCAAUACCAUCGUAAAUGGUUCCAGCCCAACAUGCAGGUCAUGGAAAAGUUAAUGAACAUGGGUUUCAGUGAAGAGCAGGUCACUGAAGCUCUUCGUUGCAGUGGAAAUAAACAGAGUAGUGCUUGUGAAUUGCUUUUAAGCAACCGUUCAACAAUGCCAGAUGACCAAGGAUUAGAACGAGAUUCCCCAAUUAUCUCAGCCAUUCUUGCGUCUCCUGUUAUACAACUGGCAUUACCAAAGCCAAAAACACUUUUAGCUCUGAUGAUGUUGUUUGAAAGCCCUAAUAAUGCGAAUAUGUGGUUAAGUGACCCAGACACACACCCAGUUGUUAGCCAAGUACUGAGGAUUUACCAUGCAGAAAAGCAUUGUCUAAGUCACAAUCGUCCUCUAGCUUCAUCAGGACCAGUUGAUCCACCAGUUGUUUCACACACUUUAGGGAUAAUAAGAGUUGGCACUUCUGUGAAUCCACCUCCACUCCAGCAGUCACAGUUUGCCAGUGUAACAUACACUCAGCCAUUUCCCCUUGGCAUAAGAAGUGCUAGUAGCAAUGGCAUGACAGGCAUGAGAAGCACUAGCAGUAGUGGGAUGGCAGUUGACCAACCGUCGCAUUCAGUCACCAUGUCACCUGUAGCUAUGCGAAGAUCAUCAGCAGGACCAUUACCUUCUAAUCUGCACAUGAUUGCCUCUUCAAGUCCUCCAAACAUUCAUAACUUACCAGCUGUUCGACUAAACCCAGAAGAAUCGAUGUCUCUCUCAGGGUCGCCAGUCCGGGCACGAGGUGGAGCUCGCAGCCUUUCUGACCUGACAGGGAGUCAGCCAACUCCAGAAAGACAGUCUUAUGAAGCCAGUGCAAGACAUACACAAAAUUGUGACAGUCCAAUUACAUCUAUAGGUAGUAAUGAUGUAGAAAUGGAAGAUAAGACUGAUUCUCAUGCAAUGGAAACAUAGUGAACAUCAAAAUUCAGUGUGUAUCUUUCGUUUAUCUUUUUUAACCCUUUGAAUGUGGAUGGCAAAAAUUCAUGCCAUGUCCAUUGUAAUUUUAGUUUAUUAAUUGUGUUUACACAGAAUGGCUUCAUGAGUGGUUAGUCACCACGGAGUCAGCUAUUAGUCCUACCUAUCUCACUUGUUUACCCUCUUUCUUGAGUUUUGGAAAGAUCCAUUUUUACAUUAACUAUUUUUGCCAUUAGUAUUUUAAUCACAUUACAUUACUCAUAAUGGCAAUUAUUAUAAUAACCAUGUCAAUAUUAAUAGCAUCAAAAUUUUAAAAACAAGCAAAAAAUUUCCCACAAAUUCUAAAAAUGGAGAAAUCCACAUGGUCACAAGGGCCUCGUAAGUGACACCAUGGUGGCUGAGUACUUGUGGAACCAUCUGUGUGCAACAAAAUUCACAAAAACUACAGUGGACAGUACAUAAACCCAUAGCAAAUGGGUUAAUGGAACAGGUCAUCUUUUAUUGAACCAAGAUACAUUGUAUCUAUUUAUUGUUAAAAGUUUAAAAGACAAUACCUACAAUGGAUCACACCUAUGUUCUUUGUGUAAAUUCUCAUGGAACAGAAGCAAAAUCCCUUCACAUGAAUCAUCA
Molecule: messenger RNA, 2188 nt
Organism: Penaeus vannamei (Pacific white shrimp)
Lineage: Eukaryota; Metazoa; Arthropoda; Malacostraca; Decapoda; Penaeidae
Source: RefSeq, a predicted model, not a curated record